UCAGACUGAUAAACCCACUUGCUCUGUGACCUACUUGAAUCACAUAAAGGUGGAUGUUCGUCUGAUAUUUUACAAUCCGCAAUACAUAGCCUACACAGCAAUACGAUGGAGAAGGUAAUACUAUUGAUGGCUGUGUUCACAACAUGUUGCUCAAUCCCUAAAGAUCUCUCAGGCAAAAUGCUCACUUUUCCUAAAGAAACCGUCACAGAUCAUGUAAAAUUAAUGACACCAAAGACCAGAUUCCAGGCAGUUACAGCCUGCGUCAGAUCCUUCACAGAUAUCACUCGGGACUAUGCGAUCUUCUCACUGGCUACUCGCACCCAUAUAAAUGCCUUUGGGAUUUUCAAACUUGAAGCAACUUCAAUCAGGAUGCUGGUUCAGGAUGCCGUGGCUGAUUUCCCCAUGAUGUUUAUACCAUUGAACAAGUGGGUCUCCAUCUGUGGCACAUGGUCUUCUGAGACUGGGCUGACUCAAGUGUGGCUCGAUGGCCAGCCUAGCUCUAGAAGGUUUAUACAUCAAGGAGAACCCCUCAAUGAAGCGCCAAUCACUAUCCUGGGUCAGGAACAGGACUCCUAUGGUGGCGGGUUUGACUUGAAACAAUCAUUUGUGGGGAUGAUGCAGGAUGUCCACAUGUGGGACUCUGUCCUCUCCCCAUGUGAAUUAAGGCGCUAUGCCAGUAACCGCAAUUUUACCCCAGGAAAUGUGUUGAAUUGGAGGGCAAUGGAAUUCCAGAAAAUUGGAAAGGUGCAAGAGGAAGACAACCAAGAUCAGUGCACAGCAUAAUGAAACAUAACUGCCUAUUACAUGGGGUAACACUGAAGAUAAAAAAUUAAAUGGGAUAAAAGACUUUAAAACCAAUUUAAGACUUUCAGGCACAGUCUUAAAUUGGUUCAGAUCCUACCUACAAAAUAGGAACUACUUUGUUUCCAUCGGCGACUUUGUAUCAGAAUCAACCAACGUGAUGUGUGGAGUCCCACAAGGUUCGAUCUUAGGACCCUCUUUAUUCAACAUCUACAUGCUCCCACUAGGGCAAAUCAUGCAUAAUAACAAUAUUGACCAUCAUUGCUAUGCUGAUGACACGCAAAUCUAUGUAUCGCUAUCACCAAAUGACUAUCGGCCCAUAGAUCUGCUGUGCCAGUGCAUUGAGCAAGUGAAAGACUGGAUGUGCCGAAAUUUCCUUCAGCUAAAUGAGGAUAAAACAGAGAUAAUUGUAUUUGGUGCUAAAACGGAAAGGCUUAAAGUAACCCAACACCUUCACUCUCUGUCCCUGAAAACCUCAAUCAAAGCCAGAAACCUAGGGGUUAUCAUGGAUUCUGAUUUACAUUUCGAAAGUCACAUCAAAUCAGUUACAAAAUCUGCAUAUUAUCACCUUAAAAAUGUAGCAAGACUUAGAGGGCUCAUGUCCACAGAAGACUUACAAAAACUUGUACAUGCCUUUAUCACUAGUAAGCUUGAUUACUGCAAUGGUCUCCUUACAGGUCUCCCAAAACAAACUCUAAGGAAGCUUCAGCUUGUUCAGAAUGCUGCUGCUAGAGUAUUAACAAAGACCAAAAAAUUUGAACAUAUUACACCAAUUCUUAAAUCGUUACAUUGGCUUCCUGUAGGUCAGAGAAUUGAUUUUAAAAUCAUGUUGCUAACCUAUAAAUCCCUACAUGGUUUAGGCCCAAAAUAUUUAACUGAUAUGCUUCCACUACAUAAGCCUUCUAGAACACUAAGAUCUUCUGAGACCAAUCUGUUAAUUAUCCCCCGAGUAAACACAAAACAUGGGAAAACAGGAUUUAGUUACUAUGCAACAAAUAGCUGGAAUAAACUCCCUGAGGAUUUAAGACUUGCCCCAACUCUGAGCACCUUCAAAACAAGAUUGAAGACUUUUAUGUUUGCUUUAGCUUUCUGCUAAAUCUUAAAUACUUUAGCUUUAUUUUACUAAAAUGCCUUUUUAACUCACUUUCAAUUUUACUUACUAAAAAGCCUUUUUAACUUUCUAUUUUACUAAUUUCUUUGCAUAUGUUUUCUUUUCUUUUUUAAUGUAUAACAAUGUUUAUAUGUGAAGCACUUUGAGUCUGCCUUGUGUAUGAAAAGUGCUAUAUAAAUAAAGUUGCCUUGCCUUGCCUUGCCUUGCCUAAACAAGAUUUCUUUAUUUUAUUUCUUUGAAGUUGGCGAUAAUAUGAAAAACAUCACCACCACAUAACUAAAACAUGGCAGGAAAUAUAGGCAGCACAUAAUGCAUGAGUAAGCAUUUCUGUGACUUCUAUUUACAUAUCCACAUUUUGAACAGGGUAAAGAGAUAUUAAUUAGAGCACAAACAUGAAAUAUGGGCUAAUGGGCCAUGAAAACAUUAAUGUAGAAAAUAAUGGUUAAGUUUAAGAAAUUGGUACAAAGAACAUCGUACUGUCCCAUCUUCA
This is a messenger RNA of Gadus chalcogrammus (walleye pollock), 2402 nucleotides long. RefSeq names its product serum amyloid P-component-like. The record is from RefSeq and is a predicted model, not a curated record. The transcript is spliced from 4 exons. Lineage: Eukaryota; Metazoa; Chordata; Actinopteri; Gadiformes; Gadidae. Bases 106 to 783 code for a protein of 225 amino acids.